Messenger RNA from Pseudophryne corroboree (corroboree frog), 2073 nucleotides. It is a transcript of the gene DNAJC28, whose product is annotated as DnaJ heat shock protein family (Hsp40) member C28. The record is from RefSeq and is a predicted model, not a curated record. The transcript has 4 exons. NCBI's taxonomy places the organism in Eukaryota, Metazoa, Chordata, Amphibia, Anura, Myobatrachidae. The coding region runs from base 893 to 2050 and encodes 385 amino acids.
GUUCAGUGCAGUGAAACACGCGUGUAGGGCUGAGCGUGCCCGCGUGUAUUAGACAUGUUAUAAAACAAAUGUGUAUUAGAUAUAUUCUGCUAUAGUACGUAGAGAUACUUAUAUCAUGAGGGUGGUUAUCCACUAGAGCAGUGAUUUUCAACCGCUGUGCCGCGGUACACUAGUGUGCCGCCAGCGGUUCUCAGAUGUGCCGCCACAGAUGCCCGAUGCCUAGCCGCUGACAUCACCAAUUGCCAUCCCCACACUGCUUUUGACUGCGCUGGACUGCGGCCCGUAACCUAUGACACGCAGCGUGACUCGCGCAUGCCAUGUCAUCUGCCCGCCCGUCCAUCCGCUUACCUGUCCGCUGUCUCACCCUGUGCUGCUCCUCCGGCUGCAUGCACUCCAGACGCUGAGGCAGGGAGAGGGAAACAUGAGCUGUCCGCUCACCUGCCGGCUGUCUCACCCCGUGCUGCUCCUUGCUCCUCCGGCUGCAUAAACUCCAGUGGCUGAGGCAGGGAGAGGGAAACAUGAGCUGUCCGCUCACCUGCCGGCUGUCUCACCCCGUGCUGCUCCUUGCUCCUCCGGCUGCAUAAACUCCAGUGGCUGAGGCAGGGAGAGGGAAAUGAGCUUCAUAUCCACUGACUCCCAGCAUUUCAGGAAAUAGUGACCCCUGCCAUAGAUAAUGGAAAUAAGCUCAGAGAUUCUGGAAGUUCAGGGUCAACUAAAAAAGAUUUUACGCAGUGAACAGCAGGGGGCACUGUGGCCAGUAAUACAGAACUACAACUCCCAGAAUCCCUCACAGCACAACUGAUAUGUCUGCUGGUGGACAGGCUCACAGCUGAAUUGUGUAACCAUAAGAUUACAUCUUUGUUCAUUCACACACCAAAAUAACACCAACAAAAUGAAACCUACAAGAAUCUUACUUGCUCAAAAUUUAAGCUUUCCACUUAAAUUUCCACUUAGCCUGAGCAAAUCUCUGUGGCUUCAGUUCCCAGACUUCUGCCCAUAUUCAAGCUUCAAGCACAAUAGGAACAUCAAGGACUGCUACAGACUUAUGAAUGUAUCUGAGGACUGCUCAGUAGAUGAGAUCAGAGAUUCCUAUAGAACUUUAGCAAAGAAAUAUCAUCCGGACAGUGGUUCCACCACUGCCGACGCCAACAUGUUUGUGCAGAUCGAUGAAGCCUACAGGGAAUUGCUGACACACUUGGAACGAGAGUCUAAAAAAAGACAACCACUUGAUGAUGAUGAAGAUGAGAAGACAUCAAACUAUAAAAUGCCACAGCACAGACAUUACUUGAGCUAUGAAGGAGUUGGGUAUGGCACGCCGAGCCAAAGGCAGAGACAGUACAUACAGUUCCGCGUCGAUAGGGCCUCUGACCAAGUUUUAGAUUUCCAAAAGCAGAAGCUCGAGCGACAGUAUGCCGAGAACUCAAUGUUGGCAAGAAAUGUAAGGCAGAGCAAGAAGGUGAAAAUAACUCAAGCCAUCGAGCGUUUGGUAGAGGACCUCAUCCAGGAAUCCAUGGCAAAGGGAGACUUUGACAACCUCCGUGGCAAGGGAAAACCUCUAGACAAGUUCUCAUAUUGUCCACAUAUUGACCCCAUGACUCAUAAUCUCAACAGGAUAUUGAUAGACAACGGUUAUCUGCCCGAAUGGAUUGUUUUGCAAAAGGAAAUCCGAGAAACUAUAGAUAAACUGAGAAACGAGUUGGUGGCCUCUCGUAAGAAGCUAGGAGACCCCAUGACCUAUGCGAAGGAGAACCAAUGGACGGAGCUUUGUGAGCAUUUCAAAGAUGACAUAACAAAGCUAAACAAGAAAAUCAAUGAUUUUAACCUUGUCGUACCCCUACUGAACAGACAAAUGGUCCAUUUUAAUGCGGACAAAGAGCUGUUGCGAGCAGAGCAGGCCUAUUUCUCCCUGAGAGAUGAAAUGCGGUCCGUAGAGAAGGCAGAAGAUGAUAAGCACAGGGACAAUAAGCAGGUCAACCUUAGGGAGUUAUUAGUAAGCUGGAUAGUGCAGCUGAAGAAGCUCAGGGAUUUCAUUAAACAAGAUAAGCAAUAAUGGACAUGCUGUCUUUUGUUUUU